Messenger RNA from Nomia melanderi (Alkali bee), 733 nucleotides. The record is from RefSeq and is a predicted model, not a curated record. Lineage: Eukaryota; Metazoa; Arthropoda; Insecta; Hymenoptera; Halictidae.
AUAAUCAAGAAAGUCGAUAACGUAAUUAAUGUUAUGUAUUUUUGGUUUAGGAGAACACAGUGGUAGCGGUGAACACGAUGGUGGUAGCAAUAACAACAACGGAGCAUCCACACCGUGUGGACAAUCCACACAAGGAUCAGGAGAACACAGUGGUAGCGGUGAACACGAUGGUGGUAGCAAUAACAACAACGGAGCUUCCACACCAUCUGGACAGUCCACACAAGGAUCAGGACAGGGCAGCGGUAGCGAUGGACCCGAUGGCGGUAGCAAUAACAACAACGGAGCAUCUACACCAAGCUCAGGCGGAGGCAGCAAUAUCGGUGAAAACAAUGGUGGUAGCCAUGGUAGCAAUGGCGGUGACAGUAAUGAGUCCAGCAGUACCACCAUAGAUGUCCAGAUUUCUAUAGUGAAAAUACUAAUCAAGAAUCUCCAGCCUUGGACUGUUGAAUUCUGCAACAGACAUAACAUUAUAACCAUAAAAGAACUGAUUAGUCAAUACUCUUUAUGGACUGCUUACAUCUAUGAAGAGUUUAUCAAAAUAGUUCGCGUUAACGUAGGCCAUUGUCGAUGCUGGUAAUUACACCUUUUCUGUAACUUCCGUCAAUUGGAAUAAAACUUCAGAUACAGACGUAAAUAUACAAUAAAUAUACGUGUACAGUUUAUCAAAUUUAUUUAUAUGUAAAACUGGGGAAUGGAAAAGGUUUAAUAAAUGUUAUACUGCAUCACAAAAUAA